Rhipicephalus microplus (southern cattle tick) is the source of this 1870-nucleotide messenger RNA. RefSeq names its product nuclear speckle splicing regulatory protein 1. Gene Ontology annotation, biological process: regulation of alternative mRNA splicing, via spliceosome. The record is from RefSeq and is a predicted model, not a curated record. Lineage: Eukaryota; Metazoa; Arthropoda; Arachnida; Ixodida; Ixodidae.
AAGCUAAAUACGCAAUGCCCAGCUAUCAAGCGUUUGUUACCACACUUCGCAUGGGUUUUACCGAUCAUACGCUGAACGACGCUUUUUUUUUUUAAUAUUUCACGUAUAGAAACAAAUUUUUUGUAUAACCACAAGCAAAACUACAAUCUAUGCAUUCGUUAAGCUUAUUUUUGUUGGUCGCUGCUGAUGUACUACUUGCGUGUUAAACAAAAGUGGAUGUCUGAAGUUGUUUUCGUGAAUCCUAGGUACGGGCUCAUAUUGCCAAAGAAAAAUGACAAACCUGUUGUUUCUGCGACGUCUGUCUUUGGAGAUGACAGCGACGAUGAGCACGACAAGGCGACCAUCGAAAAAACUAUGCGAAAAGAGUCGAUGCGGAACCUCAAGAAAAUUCAGACGCAGCUUACUCUUCGUAAAGCAAUGGAAGAAGACCCGUCUGUGUUUGAAUACGAUGAAGUGUACGACGACUUGAAGAAGAACAAGGAGGAAAAGAAGCAGGAAGUCACAAAAGACCGAAAGCCUCGCUACAUCGAGCAAUUGCUCAAGUCGGCCGAGCUGCGCAAGCGAGAAGUCGACCGCAGGACGCAGCGAAAGAUUCAGAAGGAGCGAGAGACCGAGGGCGAGGCCUUUGGCGACAAGGAGGCAUAUGUCACAUCAGCCUACAAGCGCAAGAUGCAGGAAAUGCAGGAGGAAGAAGAGCGAGAAAUGAGGCGCGAGCAGAUGGACCAAAUGAUGGACGUCACAAAACAGAAAGACCUGAGCGGCUUCUACCGCCAUCUGCUGAAGCAAGAAGUAGGGGAGGAGAGAAUACCACAAAACACGGACAAGCCUAUACACUUGCCAGAGAAAGAAGAGAAGCCCAGAACUUCCAAGAGCACCAAACAGCCUUCUUCGGCUGGCCGUUCUUCACAGGGAGACCACAGAGCACCUUCGUCAUCAUCUAGCAGACGUGAAAGAGACGAUGAAGACGACGAACAUAGCACACGUCAAGCAACCAGCAAAGAUUGCAGUGAGAACACAUCCAGAAAGGACAAAAGGGCUUACAGAACAAGAAGGAUCAGCAAUCCAUCUGAGGAGGAUAGUUCGCCACCACGCAACAAGCCCUCUACGAGCGAGAAAGACAUAGACAGAGAUAUAGAUGCCGACAGCGACUUUGAGGUGGACUCUGAAGAAUCUUCUGAUGAAGAUGAAAGCCAAGCUACUCCACAGAAAGACAAGGAGAAGACUUCAGUGCUGAGCAGUAAGCGUUUGAAGGAGGACUGGUUGGAAGCGAGUAAAGGCAACGUAAAAGAAGCUACCGAGGAACCUGUCACAAAAACAAUUGUCCAAGACUGGAUGGCCCUCUUCCGUAAAAGGACAGUUGGAGACAAGUUUGACGCAGCCGUGGCGCGGUACUUUGAGCGUAAAGCAGAGAUGGAUGCCUACAAGAGCGUGCACGGUAGCGUGCAGUAGCGUGCUGCCAGUUCUUAAUUCGCCUUGAGUCGCUCAAAGUGUUGCCAGACCCAUUCCUGUAGUGGCAUCAUCUCACUCGCAGCUUGUGGGAAUGAACAUUCUUCAUAUUUCUACAAGCUUCAGCAGAAUGAAAAGUGGCUCUCUACAAAGAACUCCCGCAACCGUGAUGACUGUACAGUUGCUCUUAAGCAACAAUUACACCUCUAAUGCUUUGAAGAGAUGGCACUCAUGUAGAUACCAUAUCCACAGAAUAAUAAUUAUGUGCCCAUGUGUUGAGUUACUGUAAUGUUAUCUGCCAUCCAAAGUGUUCUCAAGUGUGGUGGUGGACAGUACAUGCAUCACAUUGGAUGCAGUGAGUGAACAGAAUCAAAUAAAGAUGUACAGAUUCGCCGUGUAGUAAAUCACUCAGUGUUUAAAAAAA